Messenger RNA from Camelina sativa (false flax), 1007 nucleotides. RefSeq lists its product as uncharacterized. NCBI's taxonomy places the organism in Eukaryota, Viridiplantae, Streptophyta, Magnoliopsida, Brassicales, Brassicaceae. Gene Ontology annotation, cellular component: mitochondrial intermembrane space. The record is from RefSeq and is a predicted model, not a curated record.
UUAUUAAAGGCCCAAACGUGUGCCGCCGACGAGAGAGAGAGAAGCAUCGUGGUGCGUAAACAUAAGCCGCAAGUCUCUGAGUCUCUCACGACACCGCCGUUGAAUCUGCAUUCCUCUAUUUACUCUCGUCACGUCCUCCAUUUUUUUGGUUUAUCACGCUUAACCAAGAUCUUGAAUUUGCCGACCUGACCUAUCUAGAGAGUCUUGAUGGUAAAAGCAUACAGACAAGAGCAUGUGUACAAGCAUCCGUGGGAGCGGGUGAGUGCUGCCUCAUGGAGGAAGUUUGCAGACCCUGAAAACAAACGAAUCCUCUCUCACAUCCUUGAAGUCGACACCUUGAACCGGAGACUUGACACUGACACCGGUAAACUACACACCACGCGUGCUCUCACCAUCCAUGCUCCUGGUCCUUGGUUUCUCCACCGGAUCAUUGGCCAGGACAUCUGUCACUGUGUUGAAUCUACUGUUGUCGAUGGCAAAUCACGUUCUAUGCAGCUAACAACAAAGAACAUUAGUCUCAAAAAGUUCAUUGAAGUGGAGGAGAGGAUAAGAUAUGAUCCGCAUCCAGAAAAUCCAUCGGCCUGGACGGUUUGUAGCCAGGAGACGAGCAUUAGGAUCAAACCCUUGUCGGCUCUGGCCUCAAUGGCUGAGAAAGUUGAGCAGAAGUGCGCUGAGAAAUUCAUGCAGAAUAGCGCUAAAGGACGAGAGGUUAUGGAGAGGAUUUGUAAGUAUAUGGAAGCAGAAUCCGCUCCAAUCUAAAAAAAGAUCCAAACUUAUUAGAUUCCAGUAUCUUGGUUUUUGAUUCUUGAAUGUUUUUUUUGUAAGUCAAGAGGGCUCUAUGUUUUUUUGGAUCAUGUUUAAUAAUAAGUUUACAAAACAGUUUAGAAAUCAAGCUGCUGUUUGUUUCAGCAGCUCCUCCUGUUUUGUGUUAACAACUGGAUGUUAAAGCUGAGAAGCUUUUGUCCAAAAUUUUGAAUCUAAAUCCAAAUGGAUGGAGUUUAUAUUUC